CAUAGUCUAGAUAUGUAAACUAAAACCCCAUCAGACCACUAAUAAUGGGCCAUAAUGUACAUAAUUUGCUUCCGAAGGGGGUCCAUUCACAGUUUCUUCCGUCUCAAAUCUCAACUCCUGCGCAUGCGCAUAGAGGAUAUUCUGAGGCAUCCAUUAAGUCCUUUGACGGUUUGUUUACCGUCUAUAGUAGAAGAGUUCCUUAGGGUAGCUGAAGCCACAUGCUUAUUUAGUUUCCCUGACAGUGAUGCCCCUGUCGGCGGUCUACUGGAGUCUGAACACUCAAUAGCAUUUGGUGGGUAUCAGAGGCUGGAUACAUUUUUCCCAUUUGAUCCCUGCUUGCUAAAGAAGGCCGACAGGUUUAUUAGGCCAAACUAUGUACACUGUCAAUGGUUCAAAAUGCAUAUGAUGAGAUUGAAGAAGACGAAUGCACGAGCGAUGAAGAUGAUGAUGUCGAAGUCUGUAUACCUGGGAACGGUAUAGACAUAAUAGCUCAAGGGACUGCCCGUGGCAAUGAGAAUUUUGAGGAGUUCGAUAAUACCCUUAGCAAGAUGUCUAUAACUCCUACUAAAAACUUGUUACUUCAUCAAAGCUUAGGCGGUCAAAGGGCAGGUUUGCAGAUGCCGUCUAGAAUCCGACCAUGCCCUGAAUCUCUGUGAUCGGACAGCCAUUGAUGGUUGGUUGGUUGCUUUUACUAUGGGCAAGAAGAAUAUUUGUAUUUGUGUGCGUUGCCACUUUGUAAACUUAAUAUGAGCUUGAAACAGACAUUAACGAGCCUGUACUACUACCGUAGCUAAUUAUCAUUUGUCUAAUACUGUAUGUUGAACUUGGAAUGAGAUCAAACUCUCUGCUAGUUUCUUCUGGGCUGCUGCCUCCUCUUUUGAGCUGUCAUAAAUGAAUCUUUUAAAUUUGAAAAUUUUGUUUUUGUAGUUUCUCUGGUACCUGAACUUCAAAUCCUUUCACAAAAAUCCCUGAACUUACACAAUCCUUUCACUAAUGAGCCAUUAGCCCGUUUCUAGGUUAACUUCCG
This is a messenger RNA of Cuscuta campestris, 1027 nucleotides long. NCBI's taxonomy places the organism in Eukaryota, Viridiplantae, Streptophyta, Magnoliopsida, Solanales, Convolvulaceae. The record is from the annotation of a GenBank genome assembly.